Molecule: messenger RNA, 1843 nt
Organism: Lipotes vexillifer (Yangtze River dolphin)
Lineage: Eukaryota; Metazoa; Chordata; Mammalia; Artiodactyla; Lipotidae
Gene: DPYSL4
Product: dihydropyrimidinase like 4
Exons: 14
Coding region: 125-1843 (572 amino acids)
Cellular component (GO): cytoplasm; cytosol
Molecular function (GO): hydrolase activity, acting on carbon-nitrogen (but not peptide) bonds, in cyclic amides
Source: RefSeq, a predicted model, not a curated record
GGGCUCUGUGCGCCCCCACGUCGAGGCCUAGCUCGUGCGUCCGCCGCCGGGGACCCCCAGGAUCGCAACGCGCGAACCGGGCCGCGCCGGCCAAAGGAGACGGCGGCGCAGCCGGAGGAGCAGGAUGUCCUUCCAGGGCAAGAAGAGCAUCCCCCGGAUCACGAGUGACCGCCUUCUGAUCAGAGGCGGGAGGAUCGUGAAUGAUGACCAGUCCUUUUACGCUGACCUGUAUGUGGAGGACGGUUUGAUAAAACAAAUUGGAGAAAACCUCAUUAUCCCUGGGGGCAUGAGAACUAUUGACGCUCACGGCCUGAUGGUCCUGCCGGGCGGAGUGGACGUCCACACAAGGCUGCAGAUGCCCGUCCUAGGCAUGACCCCGGCCGAUGACUUCUGCCAGGGGACCAAGGCCGCCCUGGCAGGAGGGACCACCAUGAUAUUGGACCACGUGUUCCCCGACACGGGUGUGAGCCUGCUGGCAGCCUACGAGCAGUGGCGGGAGAGAGCGGACCGUGGAGCCUGCUGCGACUACUCCCUGCACGUGGACAUCCCCCGCUGGCACGAGAGCACCAGGGAGGAGCUGGAGGCCCUGGUGAAGGACAAGGGUGUGAAUUCCUUCCUGGUCUUCAUGGCAUACAAGGACAGGUACCAGUGCACGGACGGCCAGAUGUACGAGAUCUUCAGUGUCAUCCGGGACCUGGGAGCCGUGGCCCAAGUGCACGCAGAGAACGGCGACAUCGUGGACGAGGAGCAGAAGCGGCUGCUGGAACUCGGCAUCACCGGCCCCGAGGGCCAUGUGCUCAGCCGCCCAGAGGAGGUGGAGGCUGAGGCCGUGUACCGCGCUGUCACUGUAGCCAAGCAGGCCAACUGUCCCCUGUACGUCACCAAGGUGAUGAGCAAGGCUGCGGCCGACGUGAUCGCCCAAGCCAAGCGCAGAGGGGUGGUCGUGGUCGGGGAGCCCAUCACCGCCAGCCUGGGCACCGACGGCUCCCACUACUGGGGCAAGAACUGGGCCAAGGCCGCAGCCUUCGUCACGUCGCCCCCCCUCAGCCCGGACCCCAGCACUGCAGACCACCUCGCCUCCCUGCUGUCCAGCGGGGACCUCCAGGUGACCGGCAGUGCCCACUGCACCUUCACCACCGCCCAGAAGGCCGUCGGCAGGGACAACUUCACGCUCAUCCCCGAGGGCACCAACGGCGUGGAGGAGCGCUUGUCUGUGGUCUGGGAGAAAUGCGUGGCCUCAGGGAAGAUGGACGAGAAUGAGUUUGUUGCUGUGACCAGUACAAAUGCAGCCAAAAUCUUCAAUGUUUACCCAAGGAAGGGGCGGGUGGCCGUAGGCGCCGACGCCGACCUGGUCAUAUGGAACCCCAAGGCCACGAAAGUCAUCUCUGCCCAGAGCCACCACCUGAACGUGGAGUACAACAUUUUCGAAGGCGUCGAGUGCCGAGGAGCCCCCAUGGUGGUCAUAAGUCAGGGCAGGGUCGUGCUGGAGGACGGGGCCCUGUUCGUCACCCCCGGGGCUGGCCGCUUUAUUCCACGAAAGACCUUCCCCGACUUCGUCUACAAGAGGAUAAAGGCUCGCAACAGGCUGGCAGAGAUCCACGGUGUGCCCCGAGGCCUGUACGACGGGCUGGUCCACGAGGUGAUGGUGCCUACCAAGCCAGGGGCCGGUGUGCAGGCCCGUGUGUCCUGCCCGGGGAAGAUCUCAGUCCCACCCGUUCGCAACCUGCACCAGUCGGGGUUCAGUCUGUCUGGCUCUCAGGCCGAUGACCAUAUCGCCAGGCGCACUGCUCAGAAGAUCAUGGCACCACCUGGCGGCCGCUCCAACAUCACAUCCCUGUCCUAG